UUGAUGUGUCAUAUUAGUGAGUUGUUGGGCCAUCAGCUGGUGUAACUGGGGCACCUCCGAGUUCAUGCCURCACCAGGCGUUUCUGGAUGAAAACACACAAUGGGCUUUUGGCAUUCGCAGUGACAGACCAUGAAACAACCCGGUCCAACUACAGAUCCACAGAUGAUGGAAGGAUCAGAAGUUAUAUCGGUGUCGGAGGAAUCGCGGUCUGUGGAUCAGCUUCACAAUAACGUGUCUGAUGUAAAAGAGGAGGAAAGCUCUUACAACAGUGUGCACGAGGUAGAAACAUGCAGUCGGCCAAAAGACGAGUUACACCAUGAAAGUGAAUUGACCGAGGUUACAACAGAUGUUGAGAUGGACACAAAUACAGAGCAGGAAGCCCAAACAUGCAGCCAGGAGCUUCUAGAAGAGAAAACGUUCAGUAAUGAUGCCAGUACAAUUUUAAAUGCAGGUGAUGAACCUCCACUCGCUCUCUCAAAUGAUGCUGCUGCCGUUUGGAGAACUCCUGCCAACACUCAGGAUGAAGCAGAAACCCAUUCUUCUGUUCUUGAAGGGAAAGUAGAGACCUUAUUGACUUUUGACGCAGCAACUCAAAACGACAAUGACCAACCGUCACUCUUGGUCACUGGUUGUUCUGCUGAGUCAUCACCUGUCGACAACAGCGACUCAGCUGAGAGUCUGUCGUCCUCCUCUGUCCAAAGCACUUCCAAGAACUUGCCUACAGACUCCGCCACGACCUCUGGGAUCUCUAACGGUCCCUCCACGCCAACCUCUGACACACUCAGCUCCUCRCCCGCUUCCAGCCCCCAGACCGGUGCCAACAGCUCAGGCCCCUCAAACUCCACGUCCAGCCCUUACGACACCGACUGCAGCCGAAGGCUUAUUUCACAAAUCCAGCGCUCGUUGUCACAAGAGUCGCUGCUGGACGAGCUCGAGUCGGAGCUGCUGGCUUGUCAGCUGCCUGAAGGUGAAAGCAAAGGAGAGGGAAAGGGAAGCCCACCUGUUAAUGGACUCCCAGCAGACCAGGAGGGCUGCAUGGUGGUCUUUGAGAAGUGUGUGCAAUACAAGUAUGCACAACAGGAGAAGGCUAUUCAAAAGCUGCUGGAGGAGAACAAGAGACAUCAGGAACUGAUCCUGGGCAUCUGCUCAGAGAAAGACGACAUGAGGGAUGAGCUGAAGAAGAGGGCAGAAACAGAAAGGCAACACAUGACCAUCAUUAAAAAGUUGGAAGGCAGGGUGGAGGAGCUGCUGAAAGAACUGAAGGAGUCGCGGGAGAAACUCAUCCACCAGGAGCAGAUGGCUAAAUCUUCUCUCCAGCAGCUGCAGAGGGAAACGACUCACCGGAUAGAACAGGUCAACAAGAAGUGCGAUGAGGCACGCCAAGAGAAGGAAGCCAUGGUAAUGAAAUAUGUUCGGGGAGAGAAAGAGGCCCUGGACCUGAGGCGGGACAAAGAGGGGUUAGAGAAGAGGCUUAGAGAAGCCCUCAAGGAAGUGGACCGCCAGGCCCUCCGAGGGAAUCAGCUGGCUCAGGAUAAAGGACGGUUGCAACAGCUGUACGACGCUAAGGAAGGAGAGGUUGGCAGGUUUACACGGGAGAUAGAAAAGUUGAAGGAGGAGAUCAACUCCCAUCUUAUCAAAGUCAAAUGGGCCCAGAACAAACUGAAGAGUGAGGCUGAUGCUCAUAAGGAAACUAAAGACAAAUUGAGAGAAACAACAUCCAAGUUGAUUCAGGCCAAAGAGGAGACCGAACAGAUUCGUAAAAAUUGCCAGGACAUGAUCCGAACGUACCAGGAGUCAGAGGAGCUCAGGUCCAACGAACUGGAUGCUAAACUGAGAGAGACCAAAGGCGAGUUGGAGAAACACAAGCAGGAGCAAACAGACCAGUUAGAGAUGCUCCAAGYGAAGGCUAAAGAGCUGGAGGAGCUAAAGAAGAGCUACAAAGAAAGCAUGGAUGAGUUCGAUACGCUUCGCACCAAGUUAAAGUGUCUGGAGRACGAGCGUCCACGUUGGGAGGAUGAGCUGAGUAAAUACAGGGAGAUCAUAAACCGGCAGAAGGCUGAGAUCGGUCGCCAGAGAGAAAAACUUGAUGAGGUCACUGAGCUUCAAGAGCAGCAUGAACGUGACAAACAGGAGAUCACAUCUCUUCAGGAGGAAGUGGAGGGCCUGACCAGUCAGAUAGCUGACCUCCAGCGUGAUGUCCAGGGCAGCAGGGAGCGGGAAGCUGAGCUGCUCGGCUUCACAGAGAAGCUGAGCAGCAAGAACGCCCAGCUGCAGUCAGAGAGCAAUGCUCUGCAGUCGCAGCUGGAUCAGGUCACCGGCAGCUGCACCGAACUCCGAGCGAGGCUGGAGGAGACCAGCAGGCAGCUGGACGACAAGUCACGGCAGCUGAGAAAGGAAGAGGUGCUGAGGCAGCAGGAGGUGCAGGGUCUGCAGGAGGAGCGGGCAGCUCUUCAAACAGAGGUGGGCCAACUAAAAACCAGAGUGGAGGAGCUGAGGGAUGAGCUGGUGACUCAGAAACGCAAGCAAGCAGCGAAUAUCAAGGACCUCACAAAACAAUUAACACAAGCCCGUAAGAGGCUGGAGCAGGUGGAGAAUGGAGGGUGUGACCGGGACGCCAGCAGCAUGGGCAGUCGCUCCAGUUCCUCAGGUACUGCUCUGCGAUUUGGUUCUUUAAAUGCACGCCACGUUGGGGGCAGCGGCGCCGAAGAGCGGUCACCGGAGAGCCAGUCGGGCCCCGCUGUGAUGGUUGUGGACAGCUUCCCGGAGGUGGACAAGGCUGUGCUGGUGGAGCGCAUAGUCCGUUUGCAAAAAGCCCUGGCGCGGAAGCAGGAAAAGAUGGAGUUCAUGGAGGAUCACAUCAAACAGCUGGUGGAAGAGAUCCGGAAGAAGACAAAAAUUAUCCAGAGCUAUGUGCUAAGGGAGGAGACAGGGGCCCUCUCAUCGGAGGCGUCAGAUAUUAACAAGGCCCAUCUGAGUCGGCGAGGCGGCAUCAUGGCGUCUCUGUACACCUCCCACCCGGCGGACAGCGGGCUGACCCUGGACCUGUCGCUGGAGAUUAACAGGAAGCUGCAGGCCGUGUUGGAGGACACGCUGCUGAAGAACAUUACUUUGAAGGAGAAUUUGCAGACUUUGGGGGCUGAGAUUGAAAAACUCAUCAAGGAGCAGAAGAAUCCAGAUGAUGGGGUCAGGUCGAAGUGAAGCAAAGAACUGGCCUGGGGAAAGCCCCAGACCUAAAAGUAUGAAAGAGUAAACGUGCUGUAAGUGCCAGUGGGACGUGAGAACUCUGAAUGGCUCGUUUCUGUCUGUUUUUAAGAGAAAGUCUCCAAGCUUACUUGAACCAUCUGAUCCAUCCAUAUGGUACCAUCGCCUCAGCUACGCCCCUUCUGGCUCACGUCGGUCUCCCUGAAGCCUUGCCAAGCGGACUCGUUGCUUUAAUCUGGAUGGCGUUAUCACAGAUGUUUCCGAACUCUUCCUGAAUCACAAUUGCCAGUAAAUGAAUCGUAUUAAAACAAUCUGAAUAGAAGUCUCCUCGUCCCCUGAAGUCCCAUCAGUCAAGCCUAGUGUAUUUUUGAGGAUCUGCUUUCUCGGCUCAGCUGUACUGAAGUUAAAAACAGAUCCGCCCUGGCAUGAUUGGACCCCGUGUGCCACCGGUGCAUUUCUUCCACCCGUUUAUUUUGUUUUAUUUUUAUUUAUUUUUUGUUGUUUUUCUCCCCUCCACCCCCACCUGCUCAGCACAGCACUUACGAUCAAGCUGGUGGAGCGAGGCGUCCCCCAUCAGCGGAAUCGCCCGUCCGUGUGGCACAGGUGCUGAAUUUCAGGAAGCAUUUUUGUGAUGUUCCCUGUACCCAUGUGUGUGUGUGUGUGUGUGGUGGGGGGGGGGGGACUCGCUCUUCAGUUACAAUAAAUUAGAAUCAAGCUCUAAAAUAUGUAAAAUGACAUAAAGGUUGAAAUGCACUGCUGUCUUCCAAACUGAAUGUAAUUUUUGUUUCUCGCCAGUUUAUUUAAUUUAUUUGUUUUAUUUGCCCAUGUUUUAGUUUUUAUGAAUUAUUGUAAAUCACACUUUUUUUUGUCUUUGAUCCUAAUUUAUGAAAAUUGAAUGCCUCAAACAUUUUAGUCUUCUUGAUGAAGUCUGUCCCGGGUGUAUAGCUUUUUUUUGUUUGUUUGUUUGUUUGUUUUUGAUGUCUUAGAACCCUAAAAUAGAGAAAGAUGGAUUAAUUGGCUGAUAUCGGCCUGUGCAAAUAAGAAAGAUGCAGUAGCAGCUGCUACAACCAGCUCCCACAUUUUAGUUGGUUUUUUGAUUUUCUUUCAGGCAACAAAGUUUUUUUUACAUAUAUAUAAAUAUUUUUAAGUGUACAAGUUUUUUCCAAUGGUUUUUCCAAUAUGUGUAUUUAAGUUAAGUACGGUAGUUAUUUAGAAAAAUAAAUACAUACUGACCAAAAUCUGUGCUUAUUUAGAAAAACUUAAUUAAGUCUAUUAUUUUUUUAAAUAAGAUUUUUGGUAGAGGUCGACCUUUCAAAAAAAAAUGUCAGCUGAUCGAUGCAACACGUAAAAAAUGUCAAAACGUGACUUUUGUUUAACAAAAUCAAACAAUGGCUUCACCUAAAUUAACACUUAAAAGUAUAUAAAAGCAUUCUAAACUGUAAUUUGGUUGCAGCAGCUUGUUUAUAUUUGGUAAAUAACUGAGCUUGCAAAGACAUCUCUACUUGCCGAUUUUUAAAAGCGUCUAUUUGCUGAUUAAUAGAUCCAUCUCUAGUCUGUGGCAUUUUAAUCAUUCCUUGUUUCAAACUGUUGCGUGUAAAAAGACUUGAUGUACAGGAUGGGAUUUUUGUGAGAUCAGAGACUAAAAUGUUGAGGUAUUUUUGUACACUCCUCUUUAUUGAGAUUUAUUUAGUAGCUUCGCUGAGUCUUUAGAGGUAAAUCAAGUGUAGACUAAUCAGAGGGAGAACGGGGGGUGAGUAGAUGUAGCUCAGGAAAGCAAACAGAAAUCUAUCCAGGGACAAAGUGCAAUGCUGUUCCAUUUUUGUUCUUUUAUUUGACAUCAUUUUCUGAAUGAGCUGGUGUGCCAGUGUCCUGCAUUUUUAUUUUAUAGCUUAUUUGUGCACCUGUGCUGAAUAUUUAAAAUUGGAUGUGUGCAUGGCUGCUUGUGUGCCUUCUCCCACCCCUCAAAGCUUUUUGUUUUUUGUUUUUUUGCRUUUACGCCUCACUUCAGCCGUCCRCCCGGAGCUUGUUGUCGAGCCCGUUCCUUCCAAAUCGCACGAAAACACCCGCAGCUCAGUACCUCCCAGCGAUACAGGACAGCGCCCCUCGGCAGAUGAUUUGUGGUUUAUUAUUCGAGCUCUAAACCCAGCAGGGUGGAAGGGAGAGCAGCUUCGUUACGCCGUGCCAUGUUUCGUGUUUUGUUUUUUCGUUCUCUCUUCAUUCCAUCUGAUUGCUGAAGCUGUCACAAAACAUAAGCUCCUCAUCCCUUUUUUUAAUUUUUCCUUCUUUUAAGGGGUCAUGACAGGCCCAUCCCUUUACCAUUCACCCCGAGGCGAUGCAGAAGUGGACCACUACGUGAAUGAAGAUGAAAGUAUUGAGGUCACAGAGACCUUAAAGGCUCUCUGCUGCAGCAGUGCAGAAGUGCUCUGCAUUUGAUGGGAGUCUACUUUUAUUACAUCCAAGCUGACUUCUCUUCAAAAAAAUAGCAUCAGUUUUUUUUUAACUGCUUCCAGCAAACCUGGAGAUCUUAAUUCCCCCUCUCGUUUUGAAACUAACUGUUUUUCAGGACGAAAAUGAAUUUUUGCCUUAAAUUUAGGUCCCUCCUAAAUAAACAGGAGGUUUCUGCUGCCGAAUCCGUUUGUUGAAGAUGCCUGCACCACAUCCUAAUUAAGUCCCCGUGAUUCUCCGAUGCUCGUCUCCGGAUUUUCGCCCAAAUCAGGCCGAGUGCUUGCUUAUCCCAGACUUUCUGCGCUCCACCGCCUUGAAAUGAAGCCAUGCUGCAGCUUUGUGAAAAUGAAUGAGCCAAUGAGUGUGAAUGAAGACACUGUUUAAUAUGUGCAAGUGCUGAACGGUUUAGAAAAAGAAUGAAAUAAAUGAAAACGUCUGUCAUUUUGCUGCUUUUGCUCUGUUUUGUGAAAUACUCAAACUGUGAUGAUGAUGAUGAUGAUGAUGAUGAUGAUGAUGAUGAUGAUAUGCAUUUGUAGAUAAGUCAUUCUGUAAAAUGAUCAUUUUAAAAAAACAAAACGAAUGAUACUGGAUCAUGUUUGUUCCUAUUGUGUUUCCAGGGAAUAAAAAGGAAUUGAUUAACUUCA
Molecule: messenger RNA, 6291 nt
Organism: Austrofundulus limnaeus
Lineage: Eukaryota; Metazoa; Chordata; Actinopteri; Cyprinodontiformes; Rivulidae
Gene: ccdc186
Product: coiled-coil domain-containing protein 186
Exons: 16
Coding region: 131-3199 (1022 amino acids)
Biological process (GO): vesicle cytoskeletal trafficking
Cellular component (GO): trans-Golgi network
Molecular function (GO): small GTPase binding
Source: RefSeq, a predicted model, not a curated record